UAGUGUUUGCAACACAAUACAUGGCUUUAUAAAUCAGCGAUGUAAAAUUGUUGUGUAAGCAAAAAAAGGUAGUAUAGUUGUAAAGUUAUGAUGAUAUGAUUUCUCGGUUUCGUUAAUUUAAACCUUAUAAAACUUUUCACUUUCACUUUUCUUGGUGCAGGAUGUAUAUCUGAAAAGUCCUUUCUAUGAUUGUUUAAUUUCUUGGAUGGCCAAAGAAGGUAAAAGCCGGGAUAAAAUGUACGAGGUGUUGAAAGUGGUGUGCAGUACUCACGAGUUACCUUUGGCUCAGAUGUGGGCUCCGUGCAGGCAUCCCGGUACCGUGGCCUAUGAUGCUAAUAUGGACAAUAGCUCUGAUACAUUUGAUGCAAGGAGUAUGGGACAAGUCCUACACUUUCAAAGGACAGCAUCUUAUGGUCAAGAUAGUACUGAUUCUACGACAAAAUUCUUAGGGAUAAGCACACUAAGGAACUUGCAAAAGGGACGAGGAAUUGUUGGGAGGGCAUAUCUCUCGCAUAAACUAUGUUUUUGUAGAGAUAUAACUCAAUUCAGCCCAUCUGAAUACCCAAUUUUCCCUGAUGCAUGCCAUUUUGGGUUAGUUGGCUGUUUCACGAUUUGCUUGCAGAAUACUUGCCAUGGAGAACCUAAUUACGUGCUAGAAUUUUUUUUGAUUCGUGAAAAUGCAUGUGAUGAAGAUCCAAGUACCUUCUUGUGCUCGAUACUAAAAACAAUGAAGCAGCAUUUCCCAAGCUUUAAGCUUGCUUCUGGAGAAGAACUCAAUAAAGAACUAAUGAUUGAAGUUAUUAAACCUCACAUGAAUCAGGAACUUGCUUCUUUUCAAUGCCAAAGUACUAUAUCUCUGUCUAGGUCUGGAGUCUUACAAAAUGGACAAGAAAUGACGUAGCCACGUUCAUCAAAUCAACAACUAAUGCUUGAAGUUGAUGAUGAUAUCAACAAUGGAAGGAAUGUUGUUAAUGCACAGCAAAAUAACACUCCUGCUUCUUGUUUAGAUGUGGCAAAUUCAAUUACUUAUAAGGAACUCAAAAAACAUUUCGGAAAGAAACUUGAAGAUGUUGCAGGGAUAU
Cornus florida is the source of this 1082-nucleotide messenger RNA. RefSeq names its product protein NLP6-like. Gene Ontology annotation, molecular function: DNA-binding transcription factor activity. Bases 206 to 901 code for a protein of 231 amino acids. Lineage: Eukaryota; Viridiplantae; Streptophyta; Magnoliopsida; Cornales; Cornaceae. The record is from RefSeq and is a predicted model, not a curated record. The transcript is spliced from 2 exons.